Molecule: messenger RNA, 1906 nt
Organism: Rhododendron vialii
Lineage: Eukaryota; Viridiplantae; Streptophyta; Magnoliopsida; Ericales; Ericaceae
Product: protein SOSEKI 2
Exons: 6
Coding region: 349-1686 (445 amino acids)
Source: RefSeq, a predicted model, not a curated record
UGCCCACAAAUAACCACAAGUGUAGACCGGAGCUCCAAUUACAGAAUCGUGCCCCUGCUCUGUCGCUCUCUCUGUCUCCCUGUAAUUUUUAAGGAAAAGAUAAGGAAAUUUCUGUUUUCUGAAUGACAAUAUGUGUAUACAGAAUUACAGAUAUGGAUAUACGCCUUCCGAGGUCUAUAGCGUUCUGUCUCUGUCGUAGAUCUCUCUCUGUCCCUGUAGCUCGUGUGUAGUGAGAUUAAUGCUGUGUAUAUAACAGAACUUGUGUGGUCCCUGUGGAGUCAUAUUCACAUUUUCAAUUUACUCAACGUACGUGGACAGAGAAGAUCUAGAGAGAGAGAGAGAGAGAAGAUGGAGGGCAGCGGCCGGGGGAGGAGAUCAUCGAGCAGAGAGAUGACCACAGGUACAACAAGAAGUCCAGAGAGGGCCAGAGUGGGAGGAGCAAGUGUAUUGAAGCCGACGAGGCCAGUGGUGGUGAUAAAGCCCACUUUCAGGAAAGUUCAAGUGGUGUAUUAUCUGUGUAGAAAUGGACUGCUUGAACACCCACAUUACAUGGAAGUUGCCCACCUCGCCCAUCAACCUCUUCGUUUGAAAGAUGUAAUGGAUCGACUCACAGUUCUCAGAGGCAAAGGCAUGCCCUCUCUCUAUUCCUGGUCUUGUAAAAGGAGCUACAAGAAUGGGUAUGUGUGGAAUGACCUGGGAGAGAAUGAUGUUAUCUACCCAUCAGAAGGAGCUGAAUACGUUCUCAAAGGCUCUGAACUCAUUCAACCCUGCACUGAAAAGUUCCAACAACUUCAAGUUAGCAACCUAUCACAAGAAGUCCCGGACCCCACAUUCCACAAAAAACGCAAGCCCGUGGCUACAAAACGACAGUGUGAUCAGCCAGAAGCGGACGUCAACUGUAGGUCUGAAGAAGAAGAAGAAGAAGAGGAGGAGGAAGGAGAUAAUGAUGAUGACAAUCAAGAUGGUGAUGAAGAAGGAGAAUAUGAAGACAAGAAGACAUGCUCUAUGACUAUGACCCCACCACCACAACAUGGCUCUCGUUGCUCUAGACGAGUUUCUGAGUUAACUCACAAGAACAAGAACACUUCAACUGAGCUGACUCUAGAUGACUCGUCUCCGCCCUCUACUACUUCUUCCACCAUCUCUGACAAGGCCCAUGACAACAACAAUGCGUCUAUGAGAUUUGAGGAUGGGGAUCCGAUUUCCUUCGAGUCAUCGCUGAGUCGCAACUCGGUACUACUCCAAUUCAUUUCGUGCGGCGGCUCGGCGUCGUUUCGCGCGAUGAAAACCGUGCCAGUCGUGAGCCAGCAGCGACCACCGUCGUGCACGGCCUCGAGGAAGAGCACCGGGAGCAAUCUUCACAAGGGGGUGUUGUGUAAGAGGGCGACAAAGGCGGAGGAGGAGGCGGAGAUGAUCAGUUGCAUGUCAGAGAAUCCCCGGUUCGGGAAUUUGCAAGCAGAAGAGAAAGAGUACUUCAGUGGGAGCAUUGUGGAGGAGCGAGCUCAGGUUGAACCUGUGGGGUUGAAGAGAUCAAAUUCAUACAAUGAAGAAAGGUGUUCUUCCAAGGCUGAAGUGGCUGAAACAGUGGAAUGUGAACCGAAGAGGGAGAAAGCUGGUGCUGCUGCUGUGACAGCAAAAUGCAUCCCAAGAAUGAAGUCGUCGUCGUCGAAACAAACCAAGAAAUAACCAAGCCAUAAGGGCAAAAAAUGACUCCAGUUGGAAGUCGAUGGAGUGAGUAGUUGGAAUACUAGUAUAUAACCCUAGUUAUGGACAGUGUAUUCUAUUGAUCAGGGGCCUUUAAUUUGUAGUAGUAAUUUAGGUGGUGAGAGCUGUUUUUGGUUGUGCUAGCAAAUGCCAAUUACUAUCAUCAGGUUGAAAAGGAUGGGGAUUUGAUUCUCUGUCCUCU